Trifolium pratense (red clover) is the source of this 1193-nucleotide messenger RNA. RefSeq lists its product as uncharacterized. The coding region runs from base 224 to 700 and encodes 158 amino acids. The transcript has 4 exons. NCBI's taxonomy places the organism in Eukaryota, Viridiplantae, Streptophyta, Magnoliopsida, Fabales, Fabaceae. The record is from RefSeq and is a predicted model, not a curated record.
UAAAGCAACAAGUGUAGUUGGAACCCAACUUUGCAGUUCCACCUGCACCCUCUUCAUUUUCUUCUAUCUCCACAACCACAUCCUCUCUUUACUUUACUUUCUUCAUUUCAUUCAAUUCAAUUUUCUCUUCAACAAUACCUCUCUGUACAGUAAUUUAAUUCAUCUCAAAUCUCACAGAUUUUAAUUUUGAUAUAUAUAAAUUUAGAAAAGAAAUUCGAAGAAGAUGAACGGUAGAGAUUCUGUUGUUUGCCCUAAGCCCCGCCGUGUCGGACUCUUCAACUUUGCCGUUAACGACCAACCGAGCAGAGCUUUCCGGUGGCAUCUCAGCUGCCAAGUUGAACCGUGUGAUUCGAACUCAUCUGGGUCAAAUCCCUUGGAUACCAUUCUCACCAAGGAUGUUAAUUGUGAUAUGGAGCAAUUAUCGUCGCCGCCCCCAUUUUUCUGUGGGUCGCCGCCGAGUAGAGUAUCUAACCCUCUAAUUCAAGAUGCUAGAUUUGGGGAUGAGAAUUUUUCUCCUCUUUCGCCGUCUUCUUGGGUGGUGAUCCCCACCCAAUCCGGUCUGCCGCCGUCUCCCUCGUCCUCUGGAAGGAAGGGAGGAUGUGUUCGGGCCAAUUUUGGAAACAAUCCGGCAGUGAGAGUUGAAGGAUUCGAUUGCCUGGACAGGGACAGGCGAAAUUGCAGCAUCCCUGCACUGGCUUAGAACAACAAACAGCAGUACACACAUAUUUUGACACUAGAAUUUCAGUUUACUACAGAAAUAUAACAACCACCACACACAAGAGCCACCGGAAAUGAAUUUUGGAUGUCCGAGUCUGAAGAGGAAAAGAGUUAAAAUUUUAUCUUGUGACUUGUUUGUAGAUAUGUUGAGUUAAUCAAGUCAGUGUCAGUGUAUCAUGUAAAUGUCAAUAGUGUCUCUUGUUUAGGAAUACAGUAUAUAAUCCAACUAAAUAAUGAGGUUAAGGUUGCUUAUUGAGGAUCAAUUUGGAUGUUAGAUACCCUUUUCUUGUACCAAGUGUCUUCAAAAUCAUUCUCUUGUUUGUAUGUAAAAAGAGUCAUUAGAGGAUGAGUCUUUGAAUUUCUUUUAUGGGUCUUUGAAUUGUAAUUGUAACUACCGGCUUAAGAAGGAAAAUAUGUACAAAAAUGGAUUUAGAAAUGUGAUCAGCAUGAGAAGAAAAGUCUUUCGUGUGUAAAAA